Messenger RNA from Myiozetetes cayanensis, 6888 nucleotides. Its product is annotated as protein mono-ADP-ribosyltransferase PARP12-like. NCBI's taxonomy places the organism in Eukaryota, Metazoa, Chordata, Aves, Passeriformes, Tyrannidae. Gene Ontology annotation, molecular function: zinc ion binding; NAD+ poly-ADP-ribosyltransferase activity. The coding region runs from base 5913 to 6824 and encodes 303 amino acids. The transcript is spliced from 8 exons. The record is from RefSeq and is a predicted model, not a curated record.
CUGCUUCUGUCCUUUUCUUUUUUUCAGAAGAAAAAACUAGCUCUCUGAAAUGAGCUUGCUUUACCUACAAAGUGCCUUUGAAACCAAGAUCCUAAUUUUGCAGCCCAGCCUGGUCCUGAGUAAAAUUGUGUGUGUAUACACACACAAUAUUUUAUUUUCCUAACUUGGCAAAUAGAGGAAGGAAGCGUGUUGAAGUACUUAGAGUCCAAUACAUGGAAGCCAAAUGCAAGUUUCAAACUGAAGUGCUACAGUGCUGCGGACAAGCAUUAUGAAGGGAAAGAGAUGGGGAGAGCAAAUUAGAGAUAAGGCAGAUGAAUCGGAAAGGAGGAGGCAGGGGGAUAAAAUUUAAUUUACUAGAAAGUAGAGAUUCAGGUUAGUAAGAUAUUUUAAAACCAUUUAAAAUUCAAAUAUUAACAAAGUAAUGUCAGACUGUUUUACUUUGAUUAUUCUAUAAGCAGAAUAAGUUUUUUUAACUUUGAAAUUAUCUUUCAACUUCGAAUUUUAUUUUUCUAAAAUGACAUUUUAAAAUGUACAAACACAUUAAACAGAACCAGCUGAAUAUCAGCUGGAAUAUGACAGAAUAGACCCUGAUCCCUCCCUCAACUUCCCAGCCCCACUGCUCUCCAGUGAAGUUGAAAAUCCAAGAUUUAGCCCAACUGCAGUGAAAUACAAUUUCUCCUGUAGUUAGAUGAGACCACUGAUGAGACCUGGGCAGAUUCCUGAAUCAGUGCAUCAUUUAGUGCUGCAAGAAGACAUGAACAACUUCAUAUUAAAGCUUUAACUUCAAAUCUGCAGGCAGAUGGCUUGCUGAUUCAAUACGUAAAUGCUCAUUUGAACUAAUGGUAUAAGAGAGAUUUCUGUUAUUGGAUUACUUUGGUUUACAUUAUUAAUGUGGCAACAUUAUGUCCAGAUAAACCAGCAAUUAGCUAUUUCCCAGUCACGUAACUGUUAAUCUUUUCCUAAAAGAUGGGAAGUAGCAUGCUGGGACUCCUCUCAUGACUGCUGGAGAGAGCAACAGCAGAACAUGGAGCAUUUUUAAUCAUUUGUAUCCAGCAUUUAUGUACUUACAAUAAAAACAAAGCACCAUUUACAAAUCCGAUGUCAUCUACUGAAACUUGUAAAAAUUUGGGAACUAAGUAAGUUAGGUGGUUUUUUUUUUCAAAGCAAUUGAGAGUUAUUCUUGUUAUGACUGCUUCCUGUUCCCGUGCUGAAUUAAGCUGGCACAGGAGCAGUGUGGUUGGUAGGGCUCAUUUCCUCACUUCCCCUCCUCCAAUUUAAUUUACAAGCUGCUGGACAUUGUCCAGCAGGAAAUCCAGUCUUAUUGAGAAAACCAUCAAAAGCUGCAGAAGAUACUUGCUUUAAAUUAUAGUGUGGUUUCAAAUGAGAUCUAGAAAUGUUUCCAGGAACCCAGACAAGAGUUGGUCCCUCCUCAUGCCAGGCUUUGGUGAAGCUGAACCGCUUGGCACACCUUCCCAGAGCAGCCCACGGAUGGGACCCCAUGUGAGUGGCCGGGGAACCAACCUGCAGAAAACCUUGCAGAACCAGGUGAGCCCAGUCACCCCAACGUUUCCUGAGUCCAUUUGCUUAGGUCCUGAUUUGUGGGAUUUUCUACAUCUUGAGGUAGAGGCAUGAGGUGCUGCCAGCCUGGUCCCAUGCUGCAAGACCCCUGCCCGUGCCGUAGCAUCAGUACUGCCACAUCAAACCUUGGAGCAGUCUGAAACUGCAACAGAGAUGCUGUGUGUCUGCAGACAGGCACAGAGAAAGGGUGAAAUGUCCCUUCUUUGCCUGUUUCCUCUGAAGAGAAAAAGUGAACAAGAAUUGAAAUUCCUGGGAGGAAACAAAGUAACCCUACCUGGUGGACCAUGGUUUUUUUAUACAGGAUAAAUCAUCUGACAUAUGCAGGGAAAUCACACUGCAGUGCCUCUGCUGACUGUGCAGGAAUAUGAUCUUGCAGGGCUAUAUAUAUAUGGUGUCUGCUCCAAGACCUGUCAGAUACUGGAAAUGCAGACAGAUAUAGUGCUGUGGCUGCACUGACAGAGAGAAAUCAGAGGUUCAACAGCUCCACGGAUGACACUGCAAUUAAAAGGGAUAAAAAUAUUAAAAAAAAAAAUGUUCAGAAGGUAUCAGUUUACAGUGAGCUCAAGUCUCCAAUUUGUAGAGAGUUGUUUGCUCUUAGAGAUGAUGGUAUGCUGCUCCCAGCAAACCUAUGUAAACAUUUUUUACCAAGCCAGAAUGUUUUUCCUAGAGCUACCUCAUGCAUACAGAAGCUCUUAGCUUCAGUUCAGAGGAAUAUUUUACUAGAGAAUUCACAUAAGGAAAAUGAAGCUCCAGGACCUGAUCCUAUAAAUCUCAUCAGUCAAAGGAAAGCAUGAAAGCAUAAAAGUUAAGCUACUGUGGAGAUGAAAGCCAGAUACUACAUAGUAGGUCAAAAGCCAGACAAGACACAAGGCCAGAUACGGAAGAAACGAAGUCCAACUUCAUAAUCACGUUGGUGGCAUUUUGUUUUGAUUUUUCUUUUUUUUUUAAUACCAUAUCUAUAAAAUGCACUCAGAGUACACCCUUUCCAGAAACUCAGAGAUUUAUGUGUUUCAGCCGCUACUGAUCUAGUGUGACUGGAACAUCGUGAAGUAAAAAAUGUUCUGGGUAAUCCAACUGAAUGCAAUUUGUAUAGCAAAAAAAAAAAUUAAAGCAGUGUUUUCAUCUGAGCAAGUUUGCAUAGCCAAGAUUACUUGACCUGUUGUUAAGCUUUGUGCUUCAGUGCUUUGCUGGGAAACACUGUCAGCUUUUUAGACUGAAAGGCUGCAAGUCAGACUGGAAAGCUCCUAACCCUUCUCCGAUUUCCGUGGGGAAGAGCAGAGCUGAGGAGACUUCAAGGUACAGGAAUGCAAACACUUGGGACUGUGCACAGCUCAGAGGGCUGACAGCCUGCCUUGCAGGUCUCUGUGCUUGGCACACACUGGUCUGUGUGGCUCCAUGCAGCACUGAGUACUUCAAGCCCCCCAGCAGUGUAACAACCAACCUGGGGAGAGCAUGUUGAGCGAUGCACCCGCUUUCUGCAUUGAGGUUUGGGGCUCAUGUUGCAAGGCAACACCAGCUUCUGGCUUUCAAAGACUGAUGUUCUGCAGAAGCUACUCCUUGAGGAAAGGAGAAGGUCCCGAGUAUCCCCAACCACUAGAAGGUUGGGAGGAAUUGGCUUAAGGUAAGUGCUGGUGUGCAGUGACGGGAACCAAGCAGGGGAAUAAAGCAUGCUGCUUUGUAGUGAUGCUGAUCUUGCAGAUGUAUCUGCCAAAAACAUCAGCUGUGCCUGGCCGGGUCUGCUCAUGCCUGGCAGACGCGCAUGCGUAUGUCACAAUAACCAGAAGGAAAUGUUACUCAGCUGCGUUUUCCUGAGGGUCCGUGGCACAGAGGUAUCCGUGCUGUCCCACAGAGAGAGGCUUCGAUAGAGACAGCGAGGUACAGAUGUGCUGUUGGGAGUUCACAAGGAGUUCUCACAGGCCAGUUGGACUUUAUUUUCCAAGGUCUUACUGCACCCGGGGCACCUUUCCUAUGUGGAGCAGGGGUUCAACAGGCUCAUCCAACCUGUUGAUGCCCCCAGUUCCCGAGGGUGGUAACUGGGCAGCAUGCCAGGGAGGUGGCACAUGCCAGGCUGUGAUAGCUUUCCUGGGGUUGCUGCUGAGCAGGGAGGGUCAGAGACACAGGAAGUUGGGGAUUUCAUGGCUUGGCUUUAAGGUCUGUCGGAGUUAGUCACACCAUAAGCCAUGUUUAUAUCUUCAUUAAUUUGUCUUUUCUUCUUGUGUGAGAGAAAAGGUAGCAUGAGGUUGCUUUUUACAUUUAAAAUUUCCUCUGUAUCAAGUUAUUGCUGUAAAGAUAUAAAAAAAUUUACUGAUACUCAAGACCCAAUAGAGAAAUCUUCAGUAAAGGGUGAAGGACCUGUCCUGUCAGCAAAGUAUUUCUGUCAGCAAAGUAUUUCUGUCUGCUUUUUAAGUGUUUCACCUCUGUUUAUUUCUAGUUGGGGUUAGUUGGUGAGUGGAAAAUCCCUGCAAGGAGCAGAAAGUGGAAAGUGAAAGCAGGGCAUUACUGGACAUUUUUGAAGGCUCAUGUGAUUAGGGCAGACUGGGAGCCCUGGAUCUUGGCAGGGGAGCCAGCAGGGGUUAGCAUCUGCCUAUGGAGCGGGGAGAGAGUGAAGAGAGGGGAGGCAACAGUGGAGAAAAGCUGCCUGGAAAUAUCAUCCCACCCCAUUUGCUUACUUUCCAUUUCCCCCACCCCCCUCAAAUCCCACACUUCAGAUCCACAAACUUCAAAUUCUUCAGCCAGUGCUGGCAGCAGCACCAUGGUGCUGUGCAGAGGGGAGAAAAAGAAACCUCCUGCUGGAUCUUUUGAAUCUCCUGUAGUGGGAUUGAUCUCCUGCAAUGGUUGAGAAGAUGAGUUUGGAGUAUUUUCUAGGAACAGGCCUUUCCAGGAACAGGCUGUUACUGAGUACAUAGAGCGACCGUGGUCUGAAGGCAGUGCUGGAACAAGCGACAUCUGCAAAGGAGACUUCAGUCUUUCCUUGCUCUUUGUUCUGGCAGUCCAGGUACUGCAGACUUUAUUGCGUGGACCUUUGCACUGUAAAUAGCUCUGUGAGGCAGCUGCUCCCAUAACCAUUUCCUCUCCUGCUCCAAAUACCCAUGAUGCCUGCCAAAGUCAGAGCCGGAUACAUGAUCAUUUCCAGUUUCUGUUUCAUAUUGCUUUCGAAUUCUUCAGGCCGCUCAGAGCAGCUCUGCCACAGACCCUUGCAAGCUCCACGGCUGGCAGGGGUCAGCUCUCAGCUAUGGGUAUGUGAUCCACGAUACUUAAUGUUGCAGGGAUGGCAAAGUGGUGAAGAAAGUGUUGUCUGGGUCCAAAAUGGGGAGAUAAAAUGGAGGCUGAAGCACAGCAGCAAGCAAAGAAAAAUCCUCUGAAUUGGAAUUAUUGGUGGCUACCUGUUUCAGCUUCUUCUCUUUGUAGGUGAUGUGUCUCUAGGGUAGAGCGCAGAGCAGAGACUUUGCUGGUAAGUAAUGAUAUCCCCCCCCUCUAAGGAAUUUGACCUUGGCUGGCUGUCCGACACCGAGCUAGUUGCUCUCUCGCUCCCUAUCCUCAGCAUGACAGGAGAGAGAAAAUAAGAUGGAAAAGUUCAUGAGUUGAGAUAAAGACAGGAAGAUCGCUCCCCAUAUUCCCAGGAUCAACCUCACUCUUUCUUUCCUGACUUUUCUACCUCCCCCUGCCCCUCCCCCCACCGUCAUACAGCAGGGAAGGGAAAUGCAUGUUGUCCUCGAUAACUCAGUAAGAGUUGCCCUUUGCACCUCCAUCAUGCUCAGAAAUUUCCCAUGCUCCAGAAUGGUUCAUUUCCCAUGGGCUGCGGUCCUUCAGGAUAAGCCUGCUCUAGCAAGGGUCCCUCUCCGUGGACUGCAGCUUCCUUGAGGGCCUGUCCACACGCUGCAGCAUGGGGUUCUCCAUGGGCUGCAGUGUGGAUAUCUGUUCCACCAUGGUCCUCCACAGGUUGCAGGGAGACAGCCUGCCUCACCAUGGCCUUCUCUGAGGGCUACAAGGGAAUCUCUGCUCCAGCACCUGGAGCACCUUCUCCUAUCCUUCUUCACUGACCUGGGAGUCUACAGGGUUGUUUGUCUCACAUUUUUCCUUACUUCUCACUGCUCAGCAGCUUUCUCAGAGGCACCACCAGCUUGGCUGCUGAGCUCAGCUGUGUCCUGCAGUGGAUCUGUUGAGCUGGCUGUGUCUGGCAUGGGGCACCCCAGGGCCUCUGCUCACAGGAGGCCACCCCUUCAGCCCCUCGCUGCCAGCAUCUGAGCACCUGCACCUGGGCAGAGCAAACAGCCAAGCACUGAUCAGCUCUUCUGCACCUGUGUUUUCUCUGGAUUCAUUCAUUUGCUCCUGAAAUGGAGUACGCCUGGUAUUGGCUCGAUGAUUCCGAGGAGUGGAUUGAGUAUGGGAAAGAGCAUCCAGAUCACUGCACUGCCAGCAUAACAUCUGAAUUUCUGGAGAAUGAAUACCAAGCUGACAAGAAAGCUGUAAUUGUUUUCUCGGCAGGUUCUCAGCAGUAUAAGAUAAACUUUGCAGACAUGGUCCAAACAAAUUUGGUCUUUAGAACACGAAGAAAUGUUAUUCGACUGCCGAAACAUCUGUUAUCUGAAGGUGGACAAGACAGAAGCCAAAACACGACUCUAUCUCCUUCUACCUAUCCUCCACAAUGGGACCAGUCUGCACUACCUGAAACUGGGUUCAAGUUGAUUCAGCUCAGCUGUGAUUCCCAGGAAUAUGAAAAAAUCAAGAGGCUGUUUGAAAAGACGAUGAGACAUUACUGCAUCAAUCAAAUUCAGAGGAUCCAGAAUCCAACACUUUGGGAGUUUUUUCAGUUGCAAAAAGAGAAGAUGAAGAAGGUCAAUAAAUCAGAAAGUGUGGAUGAGCGGCUCCUGUUCCAUGGGACAAAUCCAUCCCAUGUAUCUGCCAUCUGUGAGCAGAACUUUGACUGGAGGCUCUGUGGGACUCAUGGGACAAUGUAUGGAAAAGGAAGCUACUUUGCCCGAGAUGCCGACUAUUCUCACGAGUACUGUUCUGCUCGCGGUGGUCGCUACACCAUGUUUGUAGCUCAAGUUCUUGUUGGAGACUUUGUUCAGGGAAACUCUGAAUACUGUCGCCCUCCAGCCCGAGCCAGCAAUUCAAACAGACUUUAUGACAGCUGUGUGGAUGACCCAACAGACCCUUCCAUCUUUGUCAUCUUUGAGAAGCAACAAAUUUACCCUGCCUAUAUCUUGGAGUACAGCUUCGAGGCCCGUUGUGUGGUCCUGUAAUGAAUGGUGAAAACUCCUUUGAAUUCACACUGAAUAAAUUACUCCUUAGUUAAUUUUUUUUUAA